CUGGCUCCCCCGUUUAAAGUGUGUGUGAACCAUCACUUGACGUCUAGUCUCUCUGUCGGGGUGCACACGGAUUGACCACUCCUUUGGGCUUUUCUUUUAUCCUUGGAUAUUUGGGGGGGAAAGCUAAUCCACAAACAUGACUGACGCGCAACAAGAGGCCCGCUCCUACCUGAGCGAGGAAAUGCUGGCUGAGUUCAAAGCCGCUUUCGACAUGUUCGACACCGACGGUGGCGGUGAUAUCAGCACCAAGGAGUUGGGUACCGUGAUGAGGAUGCUGGGCCAGAACCCGACAAGAGAAGAGUUGGAUGAGAUCAUCGAGGAGGUCGAUGAGGAUGGUAGCGGUACCAUCGACUUCGAGGAGUUCUUGGUCAUGAUGGUGAGGCUGCUAAAGGAGGACCAGGCCGGCAAGAGCGAGGAAGAGUUGGCAGAGUGCUUCCGCGUGUUCGACAAGAACGCCGACGGCUACAUCGACAGAGAGGAGUUCGCGCUCAUCAUCCGCAGCACCGGCGAGCCCAUCUCAGAGGAGGAGAUUGAUGAGCUGAUGAAGGAUGGAGACAAGAACGCUGACGGCAUGCUGGACUUUGAUGAAUUCCUCAAGAUGAUGGAGAAUGUGCAGUAAAACCAGAAAGACUCAUGGACAUUCCUCCUCCCCCCUGUCAACCCCCCACUCUUAAUACACUCUACCCUACUGACCCCACUGUACCACCACCCCACCCUUACACACAUACUUACCCUCCUUUCCACCUGGUUCACUGCCUCUCUUCUCCAUCCUCAUUGACAUCCUCAACAGACGGCUCGGGGCACCCAGCUGGGGUUGGGGGCGUCGCUGGCUGGGGUACACUCUACCCCGGCUUGUGUGUGAAUGCAGACGGCCUAUGGAUGCUGCGCUGAAACUGUACUUGGUGACAGGACGGCAAGGCAACAAAGGGGGAAAUUGUCCAUACACACCCUUUGCAGUAUACAUGGCGUGUAUACGUGUCAUCAGCGACACCCUGCCCCACCACUCUCCCCACUCUGGUGGUAAAGCUCUAAUCUAGAUGUAGUCUAGAUAGAACGGCAGCCUGUUACCUGCUGCUUAGACCAAUUUAUUCAACCACUUCACUGUACAAAGAAGUAAUUUGCUUGAACAGAAUAAAUUAACUAACACAUG
This is a messenger RNA of Paralichthys olivaceus (Japanese flounder), 1150 nucleotides long. It is a transcript of the gene tnnc2.2, whose product is annotated as troponin C2, fast skeletal type, tandem duplicate 2. Gene Ontology annotation, molecular function: calcium ion binding. Gene Ontology annotation, cellular component: myosin II complex. The record is from RefSeq and is a predicted model, not a curated record. Lineage: Eukaryota; Metazoa; Chordata; Actinopteri; Pleuronectiformes; Paralichthyidae.